This is a messenger RNA of Emys orbicularis (European pond turtle), 885 nucleotides long. It is a transcript of the gene DLX2, whose product is annotated as distal-less homeobox 2. The transcript is spliced from 3 exons. Lineage: Eukaryota; Metazoa; Chordata; Testudines; Emydidae. The record is from RefSeq and is a predicted model, not a curated record. Gene Ontology annotation, molecular function: DNA-binding transcription factor activity, RNA polymerase II-specific; RNA polymerase II cis-regulatory region sequence-specific DNA binding. Gene Ontology annotation, biological process: negative regulation of transcription by RNA polymerase II; embryo development; cell differentiation. The coding region runs from base 1 to 885 and encodes 294 amino acids.
AUGACUGGAGUCUUUGACAGUCUAGUCUCAGAUAUGCAUUCAAACCAGAUUACCUCCAACAGUUACCACCAGCAUCACCAGCACAGCAGCCUGCACAAGUCCCAGGAGUCCCCCACCUUACCCGUGUCCACAGCCACCGACAGCAGCUACUACACCAACCAACAGCAGCAGCACGGAACAGGCGGAGGAGGAGGCGGGUCGCCCUAUGCACAGAUGGGUUCUUACCAGUAUCACGCCAGCGGCAUCAAUACGGUUCCCUACUCCGCCAAAGCCGGCUACGACCUGGGUUACACUGCCACUUACAGCUCCUAUGGACCCUAUGGAACCAGGGCUUCCCCGGCUAACAAUGAGUCUGAGAAGGAAGAAUGCGAGCCCGAGGUCAGGAUAGUAAACGGGAAGCCAAAGAAAGUGCGGAAACCCAGGACGAUCUAUUCCAGCUUCCAGCUGGCCGCUCUACAGAGGCGUUUCCAGAAGACCCAGUACCUGGCACUGCCCGAGCGAGCUGAACUGGCGGCAUCCCUAGGCCUCACCCAGACGCAGGUGAAGAUUUGGUUCCAGAACCGCCGGUCCAAGUUCAAGAAGAUGUGGAAAAGUGGCGAAAUCCCCUCGGAGCAGCAUCCUGGAGGCAGCGCCUCUCCCCCCUGCGCUUCGCCCCCGACCUCGGCCCCUACCUGGGACUUUGCUCCACACCAGCGCAUGAGCAGCGGAGGAAGCUCCGGAUCCAGCCCCAGCGGCGGAGCUGCCGCUUUCCUCGGUAAUUACUCCUGGUAUCAUCAGGCGGCUAACUCCGCUUCUCACCUGCAAGCCGCUUCUCCUAUCCUGCAGCAAGCGCAGCCCCAUCACCAUCACCACAGCGCGGCCAUCAGUGCAGGGACGAUUUUCUAA